AUGGACGAUUGUAACCCAAAUGCAGAGGGUUGGGUGAAUCCUCGCCGUCCCCUCACGGUGCAGCACCCUUGGCGCGGCGAGCUCACUAGAAACGUUGGCCCAUCUCCUCCAGUCUCAAUUUCUCUCGAUCCUCUCUGCACCACAGGCGAUUGUAACCCAAAUGCAGAGGGUUGGGUGAAUCCUCGCCGUCCCCUCACGGUGCAGCACCCUUGGCGCGGUGAGCUCACUGGAAACGUUGGCCCAUCGUCUCCAGCCUCAGUUUCUCUCGAUCCUCUCUGCACCACAGACAAUUGUAACCCAAAUGCAGAGGGUUGGGUGAAUCCUCGCCGCCCCCUCACGGUGCAACGCCCAUCGUCUCCAAUUGCCUCGAUUUCACUCGAUCCUCUUUGUACUGUGAUCGAGAACAAUCGAAAUGAUGAUAGUUGGGUUCAACCUCGCUGCCCCCUCACAGUGAUGCCACCCCCACUUGAAUCUGAGCUUUUUGGUGGCUGGAUCGACAAAUGUAAGAUGGAUUUGGGAAUUUACAAUGAUUCAGUCAACGAAGAGGAAGAGCACGGAUCAGAGAGCAUAUAUGAUUCUUACUUCUCAGAACUCCCUCCUCACCCAUGGCCUAUGGAAGGUGAAAGUUGGGAUAGGGCAGUAGCAGAGGCUGAGAGACACUGUGCAGCUCUGUUUGGAAGUGACUAUACAAGAUACUAUCCAGGAAAUCCACCAUCUAACGAGCCUUGACAAUCUUCCUUGUUCUAUGGCUUCUAGUGUAAAUGUCAAUCGUAAAAGCUUGUUGGGGGCUGUUAAGUCAGGCCGUAUUGCUGAAGUAUGUGACCUAAUCAGCCCAGC
Molecule: messenger RNA, 837 nt
Organism: Salvia splendens (bonfire salvia)
Lineage: Eukaryota; Viridiplantae; Streptophyta; Magnoliopsida; Lamiales; Lamiaceae
Exons: 2
Coding region: 1-729 (242 amino acids)
Source: RefSeq, a predicted model, not a curated record